CUUUUUAGAUUUUCCCUUAGGUGUCCAAAAAGUGUGAAAAAACAACAACAACAACAUAAUAUUGAAACGAUCGCUAUGUCCACUACGUGUCCAAUAAUUAGGGAGAACAAGAACAGAGAUGUCUACGAAUUGCAAAGAGUGGGGUGAAAUAAAAAAAAAAUACAGAAAUGGAAGAGGGAGGUGAAAAACUUCAAAAUUGUUUGGUUUUGGACGUCAAAGAAAUUCCUAUAACCGAUGGGUUAUUUUCGCGAUCUUUUUCCUGAUUGGCGAAAGUGUUUUGGGAGUUAAAAUACCAGCGUCCUGGAAUGUUAUCGUCGAUAUAAGUUAUAAAAAUUAUCUCAUACAUAUAUAUAUAUCGCAUUUUUCAUAUAUAAAUACUUAGCCGAGGCCACAGACGGCAUUCCGUGUAAUAUGGAAAACGACGGCUAUCUCUAAUUUGAACUGAUAGUACGUAUGAAAAUGGCUUUCCGUAUUAUUAUUGUUCACUUCUUAAAGUCGAAUGCGAUUUAAAUUCGUGUCAGUUUAUAGGUCGAGACUGUACUAUUUUCUGAACUGUUGUGGAAUUGUUUGAAUUGCGAUAUGUCGCAGAAAGUUCAGUAGUUUUAUGGUAGGAAAGACCAUGACUAAACAAUGACUCUAUUCAACUUUAUACUAGUUUGCACGGUCAAGGAAACAUCUAAAUUAAAAUUCCACAAAGCGAAUGGAAACAUUUUUAGUAUAGAAAUUUCGUUGCAACGUGGAAAAUUCCACAUUGUACAGUUUCACAUCAAUGCCUGAAUACAAUGUCAUAUGUAACGCUCAAAAGCCCUUCCCUUUGACUCACACUCCAUUCGAAAACUUGGAUCAUAAGAAGGCAACCAUUUUUGUGUCUUUAUAUGGUAUGGUGAUAUUAACAGAUUGAAAUAGACAACAAUGAACGUGGACGAAAAAUAAAUAUUUAAGCCAGCGUUGACCGAGUCAGAGUAAUUUAGUUUCUUUUCAAUCUUUACCUGCGUGGAACCAGGCAUUCUCAGACACGAUUGUAUCGAAAUACCGGAUCGCAUCACUGGCAAUAUGCCAUAUCAUAUUUUGAUAUGUAAAACUGUAAUACUUUCCAUGAUAAUUUUAAAAAGCCAUGGAUUCAAUUUGGAUUUUGGCGAGAAAACAGCGACAUAUAUGGUAUCACCAGUAGUGGGGCACUUGGGAACCGGUACUCCCCCUCAGCUCCCCAAUACAACGAAAAGUUCGUACUAUGGAUACAGUUUCAACCUAUAUGCACAAAAAGAUGGGAGAAUAAGAUUGACAAUCGGCUCCCCCAAAAUGAUUGACCCAUUAUCACCUACUUUACAGGAUAAAAGUGCAGGGGUAAAUCAAGAAGCUGAAGGAAGCAUUUUAUCUUGUAAAAUCGAGCCUACCAUUUUUGAAGGGGUUGCCCCACAAUGCAAAACUGCUUAUCCCGCAAAUCCGAAAAUGGGAGAUAGUUUUGGAAUGUUCGUACUAACAUCUCCGAUGGGAGACGCACAGGCAUGUUCGAUAACUCGGGCCCAAAAUUGUGGUAACUUGAGAUAUAGUCCAGGAUAUUGUUAUAAAUCGAAAAAUUUUGAUGGAACAUGGAAAAGAGGAAAACAGAUAAAAUUACUAAGUUGUCCGAUCACAAAUGUCGAAGUGUUAUUUGUUUUGGAUGGAUCGUCGUCUGUGGGAAAAUAUAAUUUUCAGACUGUCAAAAAAUGGGUAAAUGAUAUAACACGGAAAUUGAACAUCGAAAAUGGCAAGAUUUCUGUAGGCGUGGUGCAAUACUCUCAUUAUUACAACGGCUCUCCAAUUACUAGCCAGCGUUAUAUGGAGACACACAUCAAAAUAGGGGAAUACAAAACAUUUGCUUCGUUUUCUUCUGCUGUUAAUGAUAUUACUUUGCACGGGUAUACGACAUAUACUGGUAAAGCAUUGGAAAAAGCCGCUAUCGAUUUCCAGAACACUACAAACUACAACAAAACGAUGACGAAACAAGUUAUGGUUUUACUCACCGACGGACAAGCUAUGGACAAAAAUGACGUACCUGGGAACGCUGAUAAGUUACGGGAAAUUGGCGUAAUAACAUACGCGAUUGGAGUUGGCGGUGCACGGAAGGUUAACACAACAGAAUUACGACUGAUUGCAAAUGGCGAUGCAUUGGACGAUAAUCGCGUAUUUAUGGCACAAAAUUUUAACGGACUAAAUGCUAUUGCAAAAGAGUUACAAACAGAAAUCGGUAGUUUGGUUUUGGAAGGAUCAAGCGGAGGUGCAGGAACUGCUGGUUAUAAAAUGCAAUUUGCAGAGGUUGGAUUAGCCGGAGCCUACAGUAAGCUAAGGCCAGUAAAGAAAAGGUUGCGAAGGUCAACAGCUAUAAACCCGCUGCAAUGUCGAGCAAAGUUGUGUGAAAAUUGUUAUCCUUUCGACGCAGGCAUUAUUCUUGGAUUGCAGAGUAACAAGACAUUUCUAUGUUUAGAAGAAAACAUUGCUUUUAAUGUGCUAUUACACAAAGCCUUUUUUUUUUUAAAUAAAUGAGACAUAACAAAAAGAGUCCUAGCGUAAAGUCAUCAUUUAGGUACGAAAAAAAUAAACACUGGGCGGGCGCCGAAAACAAACAAUUACACCUAAUAAUACUGGAUUCAUAAAAAAUAAUGGAAGUCGAUGCUAUACAACUGUCAGUAAAACAAAAACUAAUUUCAGAUGUAUAAUAUUCGCAUAUUUCGAAUUUUCUUCGUAUUUCCUGUAGAAACCGAAAACUUGAACAACAGAUAAAGGGUGCAAUGAACCACGAUUCUUUUUAUCUUUAUUUAUUUGUUGAGUCUGUCCGCUUCUUAU
Molecule: messenger RNA, 2823 nt
Organism: Styela clava
Lineage: Eukaryota; Metazoa; Chordata; Ascidiacea; Stolidobranchia; Styelidae
Source: RefSeq, a predicted model, not a curated record